Messenger RNA from Corylus avellana, 1644 nucleotides. NCBI's taxonomy places the organism in Eukaryota, Viridiplantae, Streptophyta, Magnoliopsida, Fagales, Betulaceae. The record is from RefSeq and is a predicted model, not a curated record.
AUGACGUCACAGAUGAAGAUGAUGGAUCGGGCCUUCGAUGGUUUUCUAUGGCAGGUCUGGAGGAAUUCACCCUUGAAUGUAAGAAAGGUGAGAAAUUAUGAGAUAGUUGAUUGUGUGGUGUGCCAGAAACCGAUAUCAGCAGGUCCCGCUUUUAAACGCUGGGGUCAAGACCUCUACUGUCAUUUUUCAUGCCUCAAUGCACCCACCAAUUACAAAGCCCUUCUUUUUCACUUCAGCUUUGGGCAUGAUCGCUUGAUCUUCACUGAAGAAGUGAAAAGUGAUGGCAAGGAGGACGUUCUUUGCUUGGGGUGCGAGAAGCCAGUUUUGGGUCCCGGAUACAAAUGCUCCACUUCCAAUUGCAAUUUACUCCUCCAUAAAUCAUGCGUUGACCUGUCUCCCCAGAUACAACAACACCCCUUCCACCCAAACCACACCCUUGUUCUUGUGAAGGCAGAUCAAAAAUAUUGUAAUGUUUGCGGUAAAAACUGCAAUAGGUACCCCUUUUACUGUUGCGGUGAGUGCGAUUUCAAUCUUCAUAUCAUGUGUACCACCACCCGCCCGCGAAUUAAUAAUGUUGACAGCUGCCAACAUGCAUUCGUCUCGUUCUUUAAGAAGAACCAAUUUACUUGUGACGCUUGUGGUGAGGAAGCCAAGGAGUUAGCUUCCCAUUGUAACAUCUGUCAACUCUUGAUUCACAACAAAUGUGCUCGGUUUCCACGCAUCAUCUGGAUUUCAAGACAUGAUCACUUCCUUGCUAUCACAUAUUCUCUUCAAGUCAAAGAGCACUUGGACAGCAACGUAUUCUGUAGACUUUGCUAUCAAAAGGUGAAGACAGAGUAUGCCGCUUAUUAUUGUCAGGAGUGUGGUUACGUGGCUCACUUGCAAUGUGCUUUUGAAAAUGAAGAAAGUGAGGAUCUCUGGUUGCUUCUAGAGAAAUCUAGUGAUUUAGCAACUGAUCAUGAUGCUAUGGAGGUUGAAGGCGUUGGGCAAAUAAAGCAUUUUAGCCAUCACCAUGAUUUAAUUCUUGGCAAUGAGGAGCUCGCAGAUGUUAAGUUUUGUGAUGGUUGUAUGGAAUUCAUCUCCACCCCGUUUUACAGUUGUACACAAUGCAACUUCUUUCUCCACAGUAGAUGUGCCAGGCUACCAAGAAAGAAGCAACACAUACUUCACCAACACCAGCUCACCCUCGUCUCACAUGUAUGGUUCAAGUGUGAUGCUUGUAUAAAUGUACGCGAUGGCUUCCCCUAUAGAUGUGACGUGUGUGAUUUCAACCUUGACCUUCAAUGUGGUUCAAUUUCGGAAACCUUGAAACAUGAAGGUCAUCAACACUCCCUCUUCCUUGCUGUUAAUUUUGAUAAAAGAUGUCAUGUUUGCAAUGCCACUUAUUCCAGGAAACCAGCUGGCAUGUUUGUAUGCACUAGUUGCGAUUUUGCCUUGGGUCUUGAAUGUGCAACUCUUCCGCUCAUAGCUAGGCACAGAUAUGACGAUCAUCUCCUCAAGCUCACCUACAUUGCUGAAGAACGUUGUAAAGAAUACUAUUGUUUAAUUUGCGAAGAAAAGAGAAAUCCAAAUCAAUGGUUUUAUUAUUGUGUAGAAUGCGACUUCCCUGCUCAUCCUCGAUGCGUUUUAGGAAUAUAUCUAUAA